Panonychus citri (citrus red mite) is the source of this 1148-nucleotide messenger RNA. RefSeq names its product mediator of RNA polymerase II transcription subunit 27-like (gene MED27). Gene Ontology annotation, molecular function: transcription coactivator activity. NCBI's taxonomy places the organism in Eukaryota, Metazoa, Arthropoda, Arachnida, Trombidiformes, Tetranychidae. Bases 92 to 1105 code for a protein of 337 amino acids. Gene Ontology annotation, cellular component: mediator complex. Gene Ontology annotation, biological process: regulation of transcription by RNA polymerase II. The record is from RefSeq and is a predicted model, not a curated record. The transcript has 3 exons.
CGCUGGCUUGAAUUUUCAACAAUUCAUCUGAUCAGUAAAUAGAUUUAAGUUUAAUUAGUUGAUUAUUUUGUGUAUUAAUUUAAUUGUUACAAUGUCAACUUUAAUUGAUUUGGAUGCGAUCUCUGCUGGUCUACAGGCUGUUGCCAAUUUAAGGUGCGAAGUUAAUCAAUUGUUCUAUACACUAACCAAUGGAUUUGGUGGUCCAAUGAUUGACCCAACAACUUACCAACCAAGAGCCAAAGAUGCUGAUGAAGAAGCUGAAAUCAAAUUUAUCACUGAUAUUAAACAAAAUUUUGAUAUUAUUAACAACCAGAUUAAAAAAUUGGAAAAGUCGUGUGAGCAUUUAAAUCAAAAUACAAGUAACACAAUUAAUCUAAACAUUGGUAUGUUGGGGAUUCUGGCUCAAGAUCCUGCUCAUGAAAGGGAUGGUCUUUACGCAAAUUUAAUUUCGUGUUAUCGUUGGUUUGAUCGCAUGCAUGACUAUGUCUCUCAUGCUCACCAUUUUUACAAUAUGAAUAACAUUUAUAAUAGGAAUGUGCAAGGCUCUGAUACACUUCUUCGAAUGAAACAAAUGUCUAAUAAUUACAAACCACUCAAAAUUGCAGGGCGUUCAACUGCAUUGAGUGGUAUCAACAUGCCAAGUAAUCAAAUAGAUAUUUUUUUCAAUUCUUUGACUCGAAAUAUACCCAAUUUAAGUUUAAAAAUUGUGAGACCUUUUGGAUCCCCCACCAUUGCUAUAUUCACACUGGACAAAGUUCUAAAAUCUUUACUUUUACUCCAUGGAUUAAUUAUUGAAUGGGUUGUUGUUAAAGGCAUUGAUGAAGAUUUUUAUGAUGAAAAUGGGAAACUUGACAUUUGGUCUGAAUCGAGAUAUGAAAUAUUUAAGAAAGUUUCAAUCAACUGCAUUUCGGCAACUCAUCAUUUCUCAUCUCCAAUUCAUUACGAUAUUGCAGUUAAAUCAUGGAUGAAUUGGUUUGCAUCAUAUCAAACCCUUUUCAACAAACCAUGUCUCAAGUGCCAUCAAAGAAUAAACAUCAAUUAUAAAUUACCAACUUGGCGUGAUUAUCGCACUAGUGAUGCAUACCAUGAAGACUGUCACUUUUAAUGUUUAUCAAGUUUUCUAGUAAAAUUUUGUUUCUUCAUAUCGA